AUGACCAAACUACGCUCUAUUUUAAAAUUUUUCACCGCUGUCGAACAAAGUGAAGGUGUCGGUGCCCGCGUCAGGCGCACGAUCGGCACUUUUCAACAAAGAAAUUUCUCUCCCUUUUUAAUGCUGGAUCAUUUCACAGUCGGUGCUCCUGCUGGGUUCCCGGACCAUCCCCAUCACGGACAAGAAACUAUUACGUAUGUCCUCUCCGGAAUGAUUGCACAUGAAGAUUUCACGGGCUCAAGCGGUGUGCUGAGACCUGGAGAUUUGCAGUUUAUGACUGCGGGCAAAGGAAUUGUGCAUUCAGAAAUCCCAGUCGAAAUGGAAAACGGGGAACCAAGCGUCGGGCUUCAAUUGUGGGUCGAUUUACCUGCACACCUCAAGAACUGCGAGCCUCGGUAUCGUGAUUUGAGGGCGGCUGAGACACCAGUGGCUCAUCCUCACCCCGGUCUAGAGGUGCGUGUCAUUAGUGGCAAGUCCUAUGGUGUCUCAUCCGCCAGCGAACUGGCCUAUACCCCGGUGAACAUGUACCAUUUCAAAUUGUCGAAAAAGGAUGUCGAUUUCGACCAACCUUUCGCCCAAAAUUUCAACACUUUCAUGUACAUACUCAAAGGGAGUGUCAAGAUUGCAGGUAAGGUUUAUGAACCAUAUUCUGCCAUUUUUUUCAACCCGGAUGGCGACGCCAUCGCUGGUCAAAGUGCUUCUGAUGAUACCGAAUUUGUGCUUGUGGGAGGAGAAAUUCUGAACCAACCAGUGGUCCAAAUGGGACCCUUCGUUGAAACGUCAAGAGAACGCAUUGCUGCAGUCUAUAACAACUAUCAGCAUGGUGUCAAUGGCUUCGAAAGAGCUCCUGGCUGGACUUCGUCUAUAAGCAAUGGUAUCACCGAGAACGAAGUAAAGUCUCAUGAAAAUGAUCAGAAGCACUAA
Messenger RNA from Lachancea mirantina, 924 nucleotides. The record is from the annotation of a GenBank genome assembly. NCBI's taxonomy places the organism in Eukaryota, Fungi, Ascomycota, Saccharomycetes, Saccharomycetales, Saccharomycetaceae.